Amoebophrya sp. A120 is the source of this 1969-nucleotide messenger RNA. The record is from the annotation of a GenBank genome assembly. Lineage: Eukaryota; Dinophyceae; Syndiniales; Amoebophryaceae.
AGACGAAGCCCAUUGCCACAGCCUGUACCCGUGGGCGCCGAAGUCCGAAACCGCUGCCUCGGCGGCCGCUGCCUCUUCCUUUACGGAGCAGAAAAAAAUGCAGAAGGAAGGCGUAUCCAGAAGAAAAAUCACUGCCCCAAACACUUCCCAGAAAAGUUCUUGUCAUGCAAAUCUACGUGCCGAAAAUUAUGUUUCUCAUGCGCAGCUGGAGCCCCAACAUGAGAGGCGCUUUCUCUUCGUGUUUUGCAAUUUGUCAUGCUUGAGUCAAACGAUAAGCAGCUCAAUCUGUGAUGCUGCUGCACCAGCUAGACACAACUACAGUAGGAUCCCAAUAAACUUGUCAUGCGCAUCAAGAGGCAAAAGUUGCUGAUUUAUUGUCUACAAGAUUUUUUAUCUUGGCAACCCCGGGAUUGUGUCGUGGGCCCCCGUUUUUUCUCAGGAUGAGGUUGCAGCGGUGAAACCAAAGCCUCGUCCUCUCACACCGGCGUCACUGUGGGCACCGAGCACGCGACGCUUUCUGCCGAAAAAUGCGAGGCGGGCGAGAUUCUGGCCUGCUGCAACACGCUCUGCGACGCGGCGAACCCUGAGCUGUUUAAGUCCGAAAAUUUUGAAGCCGUGUGCAACCGGGACUGCGCGUACUGCUACAAGAAAGACGAAGCCCAUUGCCACAGCCUGUACCCGUGGGCGCCGAAGUCCGAAACCGCUGCCUCGGCGGCCGCUGCGGCCGCUUCGUCCUUUGCGGAACAAAAAUCCAGCUCCGUCAUUCUCUAAGUGGUCGAGAAACAAAACGGUGUUCUAUUGCAGCAAACCUGCAGACUAGAAACGCCAGUCAUGUUCUUACUAUGAAUUUAUUUCGAAAUCACUAUCACCGCAACAAAGUAGAAGUACUAAGUAGCUAACUGUUUCAGAUUCAGAAAAAAACCAAAAUUUUGUUCACAAAAAUCAGUAUCUUCGCGUACUAGCACGACUAUUCGUAUUUUUUUAGAAAUAAUGCAUUCUCAUCGCCCGUGGCCUUUUUUCAUGUACAUUAAUACUAAAUUUUUCUCGAAAUGAAUUUCAGCGAGGACGAGGCGGAGGUGGAGCCAGUGUCCUUUAUUAGACCGAAAGAGAACUACAUCAAAACCACACCGACCGACAUCAUCUUGUUAACGUAAACUAAAGUAAAAAGUAUAUAUUUUUUAUCAGACGUAUCCCGCAAUAAACGCAAACGCCAGCAAGUGAACUUUAUUCAGUAGUAAGUGUCCUCGUAUUAAUAUUAAGCGUAACUAUAGACCCAAGAAACAAGCGUAUUUUAUCACUAUGUAAUCUAGAAUUUUCUCGCACGACGAACAGCGUAUCUAUUCCGGAAGACUAUAAGUAUGCAACACCAACAAGACUUUUCCAGCAAUUGCAACUGUACUACUAGCAUUAUGCGUAUCCCGCAGCCGCAGCAGAAGUAAAAGUAGAAGUCAAAGUACUAGAAAGUAUCAUCCCGCCGAAAAUUUUUGCUAGUUGUAGUUUCUCUCAGCCAUCAGUCGACGUCCUAUGCUGCGUACCCCGCAGCAGAACUGGACGUCGAGUGAUGGUCCUCAAAUCCUCACUGGAAGAUUGUCAGAAAGAGCCCAACAAGCCGAAGCCUUUGCCAGAAAGAACCAUCGCUGAAUGAAGAUCAUGUCGUGAAGAUGAAGCUACAACAAGGCACCAAACUCGCGCUACUAGUACCAUUUGUGCGAUGUAGUUGUAGGUCGUAUUUCUAGUCGUGUCAACAUCGAAGAAGAUGACAACAACAACACGAGGGAAGUAGAUGAUCGUGAUGUUAAUUGUUGCACAAUGCGCCGCAUCAGAAAGUACCUUAAUAACCUUUGCAGCUACUACGAGGACCACGACAUCACUUCAUCGAAAACAAAGCUGGUGCUCAAGAAGAACUUCUGACUCCGAAGAUCCUUAUCUUCAUCUUCCAACCCUACUAGUUUCACCACCAUUAAGUAUG